CAUACUCCAUCUGCUCCGAUCCAAUCACUGAUCAACACUGGUUGCUUUCUGCCGCUGCUACAGGCGGCGCCGAAUCUACAGCCACCACGUACACUUCAUCAUUACUGGACUGACUACUGACUUCCUCAUUCAUUCCUGCAGGCUGCUGCACUAAUGAAUUCUGGUGCCUUCGCAGUCACCACCGCAUGCGGUUAUCGGCGCACCUUGUUGAUUAAUGGCUGCUCGUUCCAUUCCUUCUCCACCAACGCCUCGGAUAUAGCUCCGAAGCCAUCGGCGGUGUCGUUUGGGGGAAACAAUAGCAGAACCGCUGUUGUUUCUGGAGUAAGGCUGGAUAGUCGGCGGAGGAAGAUGAGCGCGAGCGCGGCGGCGGGGACGAGUACAACGGAGACCUUGCAGAAAGGAAUAGCGGAAUUCUACGAUGAGUCGUCGGGGAUAUGGGAGGAUAUUUGGGGAGACCACAUGCACCACGGUUUCUACGAGCCUGACUCCGCCGCCGCCAUCUCCGACCACCGCUCCGCUCAGAUCCGCAUGAUUGAGGAGUCGCUUCACUUUGCUUCACUCUCCGAUGAUUCCGCAAAGAAGCCACGAACAAUUGUGGAUGUAGGGUGUGGAAUUGGGGGCAGUUCCAGAUACCUGGCCAGAAAAUUUGGGGCUCAAUGUCAAGGGAUAACCUUAAGCCCUGUUCAAGCACAGAGAGGUCAACAGCUUGCUGCUGCUCAAGGAUUAGAUAAUCAGGUUUCCUUUCAAGUAGCCGAUGCAUUGAAUCAACCAUUUCCAGAUGGUCAAUUCGAUUUGGUUUGGUCUAUGGAGAGCGGCGAACACAUGCCCGACAAAGCAAAGUUUGUGAACGAGCUGGCUCGGGUAGCUGCUCCUGGUGGAACGAUAAUUAUAGUUACAUGGUGCCAUAGGGAUUUGUCGCCUUCCGAAGAGUCUCUACACCCGGAGGAGAAAGAUCUAUUGGACAAAAUUUGCAGGGCUUAUUAUCUUCCGCAAUGGUGUUCUGCUUCCGACUAUGUUAGGUUGCUUCAGUCCCUUUCGUUGGAGGAUAUUAAAACGGCAGACUGGUCUGCUUAUGUUGCUCCGUUUUGGCCUGCUGUGAUCAAAUCUGCCUUGUCUUGGAAAGGCAUCACCUCCUUGUUGCGAAGUGGAUGGAAGACGAUAAGAGGGGCCCUUGUGAUGCCACUGAUGAUGGAAGGAUACAAGAAGGGUGUAAUAAAAUUUGCCAUUAUUACAUGCCGGAAGCCGGCUGCGUGAUUCGAUUUACCAUCCCCCGAAUUAUGUAUAUAUAUAUACAAGAAAGCAGAAACAAACAGUCAGUGGGAAUUGAAUGAAGAUGACUAAAAGGUAUGUAUGCAAAUGCAAUGCAAGUCAUUUUCUGUUAUCUUUUGAAAUCUUGCUAAUGUGUUACAAAUUAUCAAUAAAAUUAGGAGUUUCAAUGGCA
Andrographis paniculata is the source of this 1441-nucleotide messenger RNA. RefSeq names its product probable tocopherol O-methyltransferase, chloroplastic. NCBI's taxonomy places the organism in Eukaryota, Viridiplantae, Streptophyta, Magnoliopsida, Lamiales, Acanthaceae. The coding region runs from base 154 to 1254 and encodes 366 amino acids. The record is from RefSeq and is a predicted model, not a curated record. The transcript has 6 exons. Gene Ontology annotation, molecular function: S-adenosylmethionine-dependent methyltransferase activity. Gene Ontology annotation, biological process: methylation.